AUGCACAACUUUAUCAAAGGCCUCAUUGGUCCACGGAGACAGCGUGAGCCUUGCCCUGGUCACGGUGCCAGUGCCAGGUGCCGGUGUCAAUUGCCAGUGCCCAUGCCCAGUACCGGUGUCAAGUGCCAGUGCCCAGUGCCGGUGUCAAGUGCCAGUGCCCAAUGCCGGUGUCAAGUGCCAGUGCCCAAUGCCCAGUGUCGGUGUCAAGUGCCCAGUGCCCAGUGCCAGUGCCCAGUGUCAGUGCCCAGUGCCAGUGUCAAGUCCCAGUGCCCAGUGCCGGUGUCAAGUGCCAGUGCCCAAUGUCAGUGCCCAAUGCCGGUGUCAAGUCCCAGUGCCCAGUGCCGGUGUCAAGUGCCAGUGCCCAGUGCCAGUGCCCAGUGCCGGUGUCAAGUCCCAGUGCCCAGUGCCGGUGUCAAGUGCCAGUGCCCAAUGUCAGUGCCGGUGUCAAGUGCCAGCGCCCAGUGCCCAGUGCCCAGUGUCAGUGCCAAGUGCCGGUGUCAAGUGCCAGUGCCCAAUGCCGGUGCCGGUGCCAAGUGCCAGUGCCCAGUGCCAAGUGCCGGUGUCAAGUGCCAGUGCCCAAUGCCGGUGCCGGUGCCAAGUGCCAGCGCCCAGUGCUGGUGCCAGUGCCCAAUGCCAGUGCCCAGUGCCGGUGUCAAGUCCCAGUGCCAGUGCUCAGUGCCAGUGUCAGUGCCCUGUGCCCAGUGCCAGUGCCCAAUGUCAGGCAGUAGCGGUGCAAGUGCAGAAGAUGCAUCGACGCUUCUGUCCUCAACUUCCUCUCGGGUUGAUGGGAAUGAGACCGAGCUGCUCCCUCUGCUGGUCAAAGGAAGCGCAGUAACAGGGACCGGGCACCACAAAAGGCCGCUGCUCCCACGGCCACUGAGGGCGUUUGUGGCGAGGCGGGGGCGGGAGCGGGAGAAGGAGGUGCGGAUUUGGAGAGGCCGGGCCCAGGUCCCGAUCCCGAUGUCUCUGCCCGCGAUGUGCUGCCUCCUGUGCUGCCGGCGAGGCUUCCGUCUGCUGGGCCGGGACGACGGUGACGCUGAUAAAGGCGAGGAGUUGCUGGAAGUCAGGGCGGUGAGUGUUGUGUGCCUCUGCUCCUCAGGAUAUUGGAAGCUGACAGUGUAUGGGAGAAGACAUCACUACCAGCUGUACACAGACAGACCGAGUGAUUCCAUGCGAUGGACCCAAGCCAUCCAGGCCGCCAUUGACUGUAAAGCUCCCACUGAGACCCCAACAUUGGUGCUGAUCAGAGACAUUCAGGAGAAUGCCUCCAAUGCGGAGCUGGUGGAACAGAUUUACAAACGGAAUGGCAUUCUACGGCACAGCCAGCAGCCACUCUACGCUCCGCUCCUGCCCUUCCCCUACGAUGCUGCCUGCCACUGCCUCAAGAGUAUGAGAGGUUACACGACUCUUCAGGACGAGGCCCUCAAGGUCUUCAAUGCAUUGCAGCAGCUUGAGACGGGACGAGAUGCAGUCGCACUAAUGCAGGGCAUCCUGCAGACUGGCCUGGAUCUGCAGCCUCUCCGCGAUGAGAUGUUCUGCCAGCUGAUCAAACAGACAAACAGCCCCCCGCACCCGGCGAAUGCAGGCGACCUGCGGAACUGGCAGCUCCUCACCUGCAUGGUCAUCACCUUCUCCCCCAGCACCACCAUCCUCCCCUACCUGAGCUUCCACGUCAAGCGGUCCCAGCUGCAGUUCCCAGGGACCGAAGCCGAAAGAUACGCAGAGUUCAUCGCGGGGUCACUGGGCAAAGCCAGGGGCAGGUUAUUCGUGCCGUCCUCCCAGGAGAUCGGGCUCCUGAUGCAGCGGCAACAGAUGCCCUGUGUCAUCCACUACGCCGGCUCCAGGGUCAAGAUGACCGUCAGCUCCCACACCAUGGCCGGAGAGGUUAUGAGGAGUUUACUCGUGAGACUCGACCUACAGAAAAGUCGGAACCGCUUUGCUCUCUUUGCAGAGAAUGGGGGCGAGGACUGGCUGCUGGGAGAAGAUAUGGUCAUCGCUGACAUCAUAGCCAGAUUCUCUGUGUCUGUGGGUGAACCAGACUCUCAGUGGAGACUUUGCUUCAGAAUCCUCUGUAUCCUGGAUCCCGAUGCUCCCCAGAGCAACAUCGAGCUCAGCCUUGUCUUUGAGCAGGCCCACCGGAUGGUUGUUCGUGGCUACCUCCCUGCGUCCACUGACACAUUGCUCACACUGGCCACCCUGAGGCUCCAGGCCACAGCUGGCAGCUUCAGCCUCCAACCACUGCCCGCACUACACCAGAUGUUCCCAGUCAGCACUCUGCCCGCAGCACUCCGGCCGGAAGCCCGGGGCCCAGAGUGGAGCCGCCUGCUGCCUGCACUGUGGCCCCGGGGGCUGGGGUCCCGAUGGCCAAGGGCCCAGGGAUCGGGGCCGGGCCACAAACUGCAGCGGCAGCGAGAAGAGGAGGCGGCAUCGGCUCUGGCCAGCAUUGCCGAGCGCUGGCAGCGGCUGAGAGGCAUGAACCGCACGGACGCCAUCACCACCUACCUGGGCAUCGUGCGCCAGUGGGGAAGCUGCGGAGCCUCCAUCUUCCAAGUGAAGGCGACCACGAGUUGUGCUGGGUGCCCAGAGCCUCGGUGGCUAGCGAUCGGAACAAAGGGUGUGUGUCUGUAUAAACAGGGAGAGACCGAGUCCGUGGAGAGUUUUGAUUACCAGCAGAUGUCAGCGUUUGAAGCAAUGGAUACGAACACAUUCAAAAUUACUCUCUGUAAAAGGCACCUUUUGCUUGAAUCUUGUAAGGUCCAAGAGAUUGCUGAAGUAAUGAAGAUCUACAGUGCCAACCAGGUCAGAACCCGAACACGGACCCGAACCGGAGGUUAUCAGAUAAAACACACCUCGCCGGUGAGCUGGCUGGUCCGGCCCCACUACACACCUGACAAGGGCUUCAACACAGAGCGGACUGGUCCUUAGCAGGCACAGAAAACCAAAAGUACAAGAGAGAUAUUUUUGGCAAGAUUUUUGUCAAUUCUGAUUACUACUGCAUCAGUAGGCCUCCAUAUCUAUGCAGCAAGCCUUGCCUCAGAGUGCCUUAUUACCAACCAUUAUAUAUACCCACAGCUUCUGUGUGGGUCGCUGCAGGGGGUUGCCCUUUCAGGGAUAUCCACUGCAAAUGUCCAGGGCUCACUCAGGGUGACCUCGGAGUCUCCAUGUUCUGCAAUGCAACGUGCAAACAUUCAAAUCUCUCUGGAUCACAGUAAACAGAUGCUCGAAGAUUCAGGCAUGUCACAUGAUCUGACAUUCAGCACAACUUUUUAAAUGUGUUGUUCAAUUCUCGAAAGCACUAAUUCUCAGGUGUCCAACUAAUGCCCCUCAACUAUUGGACGACCAUGAACUGAAAUAGAAGCCUUGGGGAAGGGAAAUCACGGUUUAAUCCACAAACCAGUCCGGAUGGGAAGAUACAGUAGAAAUUCCCUCACCUACAUUGGUCACCAUGUGUGUCUGAUAUCUCAUCAGCAGAACAAAACCUGUAAACACCACAGUUACCAGCUCCAAACCUCUGCAAAGUAGUUAAGAGAUUAUAAAGGAAUUAGUGACACAAGAAAUCGCAGAUGCUGCAAUCGUGAGUAAAGAGAAAAAUGCUAGAGGAACUCAGUGUGUCAGGCUGCAUCUGUGGACAGAAUGGAGACAUUUUGGGUAGGGAGACUGCCUGACUCACUGAGUUCCUCCAGCACUUUUGUUUUAUUGUUUACAAAGGAAUUACUUUCUCUGACGGUCAAUUUUGGACAAGGUGAUGUGUUGCCAUUCAUAAUAAAUUGGGCUGAGGCUAGAUUGUCACUAGUGCCCUGCCAGAGAUAAGGAAAGGACUGGGAAUGUUUCUUCCUCUUCCGAGCGGAAGCAUUGUAACCCAGUGCAACAUUAACAACAAGCAAGCAGUUCAAGCAUCAGUGGU
Messenger RNA from Amblyraja radiata (thorny skate), 3904 nucleotides. RefSeq names its product pleckstrin homology, MyTH4 and FERM domain containing H3 (gene plekhh3). Gene Ontology annotation, cellular component: cytoskeleton. NCBI's taxonomy places the organism in Eukaryota, Metazoa, Chordata, Chondrichthyes, Rajiformes, Rajidae. The coding region runs from base 1 to 2925 and encodes 974 amino acids. The transcript has 11 exons. The record is from RefSeq and is a predicted model, not a curated record.